CUUUUAGCGUCCGUGGGCGGGGCGGGCGAGCUGCGCCUGCGCGAGCUAUUGGCGCCAAGAUGGCGAUGGAGAUGAGACUUCCUGUGGCUCGUAAACCGCUCAGUGAAGCCCUGGGCCGCGAUACUAAGAAACACCUGGUGGUGCCGGGGGACACGAUCACUACAGACACGGGCUUCAUGCGGGGCCAUGGGACGUACAUGGGGGAAGAGAAGCUCAUUGCAUCUGUGGCUGGCUCAGUGGAGAGAGUAAACAAGCUGAUCUGUGUGAAAGCCUUGAAAACCAGGUACAAUGGUGAAGUAGGAGACAUUGUAGUGGGGAGAAUCACAGAGGUUCAGCAGAAGCGGUGGAAGGUGGAUACCAACUCCAGGCUGGAUUCAGUCUUGCUCCUCUCAUCCAUGAACCUCCCAGGAGGAGAGCUGAGGAGAAGAUCCGCAGAGGACGAGCUGGCCAUGCGUGGCUUCCUGCAAGAAGGGGACCUCAUCAGCGCGGAGGUCCAGGCAGUGUUCUCCGACGGAGCUGUCUCUCUGCACACGAGGAGCCUGAGAUACGGAAAACUCGGCCAGGGUGUGUUGGUGCAGGUCUCCCCCUCCCUGGUGAAGCGGCAGAAGACCCACUUCCACGACCUGCCCUGUGGUGCCUCCGUGAUCCUGGGUAACAAUGGCUUCAUCUGGAUCUACCCGACCCCAGAGCACAAAGAUGAGGAUGCGGGGGGCUUCAUCGCGGAUCUGGAGCCUGUGUCAUUGGCCGAUCGAGAGGUGAUUUCUCGACUCCGGAACUGUGUCGUCUCCUUGGUCACUCAGAGGAUGAUGCUGUACGACACCAGCAUUCUGUACUGCUAUGAGGCAUCCCUUCCACACCAGAUCAAAGAUAUCCUAAAGCCAGAAGUCAUGGAGGAGAUUGUGCUGGAAACUCGCCAGAGGCUUUUAGAGCAGGAGGGAUGAGGAGAGGCCUCUUCGAGGGGACUGUGUGCCUCACUGGAGUGGGUCUGGGAAGUGGAGGGUCCCCUGCAGCCCAGGCAGGAUCCGACGGACUCGUGACUCGCUGUUUGAGGUGGAGCGACUGGCCCCAGCCCCCAGCUCCAGCUGGGCCUGCUUUCUCCCAUUGCUGGACCCUGGGGUGAGCAGUGCUCUGGCCCCUGAGGCCUGGCAGGCCCUAGCAGAAAAAGGUGAUCUCAGGUCUCAUGAUGCAUGCAAGGUGUCCCAGCCAAUGGCUUCCUCUCCUGGAACAAUGCAGAGCAUCGUUGUCUUCCCUCCACUCCUAACUUUUUUUUUUUUUUUUUGUCUUUUUGAGACAAGAGUCUCACUAUGUAGUCCAGGCUGGCCUUGAGCUCACUUUGUAGCCCAGGCUGGCCUCAAACUCAUAGCAAUCCCGCUGCCUCAGCCUCCUGAGCACUGGGAUUACAGGUCUGAGCCACCAUGCCAGGCUAAAGACAGAUUUAGGGAUUUUUUUUUUUUUUUUUUUUUUGGUCUUUUUGAGACAGGGUCUCAUAUGUGGUUCAGGCUGACCUUGAGCUCACUUUGCAGCCCCUGCUGGUCUCAAACUUGCCAAGAUCCUCCUGCCUCAGCCUCCCGAGUGCUGGGAUUACAGGCAUGUAAUCCCUGUGAGGCCCCCCUGGUGGAGAAUGUGGCAUCCCUGACCUCGAGAUGGUCUCCACACCUCCUCCUCCAAGGCGCAGAUGUGACACAGAGGAAACAGUUGGUGAAGCUACCCCAGCAGUCACGUGGGAGAAUAAAGCUACCCGCAGCCUCUG
Messenger RNA from Cavia porcellus (domestic guinea pig), 1750 nucleotides. It is a transcript of the gene Exosc2, whose product is annotated as exosome component 2. Gene Ontology annotation, biological process: CUT catabolic process; U4 snRNA 3'-end processing; poly(A)-dependent snoRNA 3'-end processing. Bases 60 to 941 code for a protein of 293 amino acids. The transcript is spliced from 9 exons. The record is from RefSeq and is a predicted model, not a curated record. NCBI's taxonomy places the organism in Eukaryota, Metazoa, Chordata, Mammalia, Rodentia, Caviidae. Gene Ontology annotation, molecular function: RNA binding. Gene Ontology annotation, cellular component: cytoplasmic exosome (RNase complex); nuclear exosome (RNase complex).